GAAAUCAACUCCAUGGAAACGGCUCCCGGUCGUGAAGCUAGCUAGCUUCUUACACGAGCAAAUCAAUCACACUCACAGCGCAGUCACCCGUUAGCUAGCUAGCUAAUUACUGGACCAGUAGCUUAUCUGCCUCGUAGCAUUGUUUUAUACUGGAUCGCAUUACCACAUUUUACUCUGCAGUUAUGAGCCGAACUCCGGAUGCAAGGGCAAGAGACAGUCAGACCAGACAGAUCCAGGAGAACAUCACCAACACGGAGAAGCACUUUGGAGAGAUGUGCCAACUGUUCGCUGCCUACGUGCGUAAAACGGCGAGGUUACGGGACAAGGCAGACCUACUGGUCAGAGAGAUCAGCAUCUAUGCGGAGACAGAAACGCCAAAUCUGCAGAGGGGUAUGAAACAGUUUGCAGACAACCUUGCCAAAGUUCAGGAUUAUCGUCAAGCAGAGGUGGAGAGGCUUGAAGCCAAAGUGGUAGAGCCUUUGAAAAGCUAUGGAAGUGUUGUUAAACUUAAACGGGAGGGCCUGAAGACCACUCAGAGUGCCAGGAACAGGGAGUCCAAACAGAUGCAGCAGCUGGAGAGAAUGAGACAGAGGAACCCCUCUGACAGACAGAUCAUUUCCCAGGCUGAAAGUGACCUGCAGAGAGCCACGAUGGACGCCACGCGCACAACACGACAACUGGAGGAGACAAUAGACGCGUUUGAAAAGCAGAAAAUACAAGAUAUCAAGAAGAUCUUUGGGGAGUUCUUGACGGUGGAGAUGUCGUUCCAUGCCAAGGCGUUGGAGGCGUACACCACAGCUUACCAGAGCAUACACAACGUAGAUGAAGAGGAGGAUCUGGAGGUAUUCAGGAGCUUGCUGCACCCACCUGACUACCAGUCCCGCUUAGAAAUAGUGCGCACUAAUUCCAAAACAUCACUCAAUCUGACUGAGUCUACCCUGAGUAAAACGGGGACCUUACAGCAAUCACUGACCCCGAGCAGACAGAGGAGGAGAGAGGAGGAGGAGGAGGAGGAGGAGGAAGAGGAAGAUGAUGAAGAGGAAGAUGAUGAUCUUGAAGAAGUCACAGAUGAUGAAUGAAUUGGAGCUCUGUUUUGAUUCGGAUCUUUUCAGUGUGUUCUUUAUGGUCAUGAAAUGAUGUCAUAAACAGUGGCCAUGGGGCUCUGGUCUAAAGUAGUGCACUAUAUAGGGAAUAGGGUUCCAUUCUCUGGUCUAAAGUAGUGCACUAUAUA
Coregonus clupeaformis (lake whitefish) is the source of this 1231-nucleotide messenger RNA. RefSeq names its product CBY1 interacting BAR domain containing 1 (gene cibar1). The record is from RefSeq and is a predicted model, not a curated record. Gene Ontology annotation, biological process: cilium assembly. Bases 183 to 1079 code for a protein of 298 amino acids. Gene Ontology annotation, cellular component: ciliary transition zone; ciliary basal body. The transcript is spliced from 9 exons. Lineage: Eukaryota; Metazoa; Chordata; Actinopteri; Salmoniformes; Salmonidae.